AUGACUUAUAAUCUUAUGGUAAGGAUCGGCAGGGUGUGCAUUAUAACAGAUGGCCCGCAGAAGGGAAAACUUGUUGCAAUCGUCAAUAUCAUCGACGCUAAUAGAGCGCUGUGUCAAGGUCCGGGCGUUCCGCGAGGGGCAUUCAAGUUCAGAAAUUUACGGCUUACGAAGUUCCUUCUGAAUAUCCAUCACCUGAUAUCGCCAAAGAAGUUGAUGGCCAUAUGGAAGGCCGAAAAAAUCAAUGAAAAGUUUGCAGAAACAACAUUCGCAAAGAAAAGGAAAAUGUUUGAACUGAGAAGCAAGUUGUCAGAUUACGAACGGUAUAAGCUGCGCAAGGCGAAACAGAUGCGUAAUCGCAUCAUUCGAAUGGAGUUUCACAAGCUUAAACAUUCGAACAAAAAGCCGAGACCGUCAGUUCUGAAACAAAAAGAGGAAAAGAAGCAAAAGAAAGCUGGGAUGAUGCCUGCCGCCAUAGUUUCAGAGAUCAAAGAAGAAAUUUAG
Messenger RNA from Soboliphyme baturini, 501 nucleotides. Lineage: Eukaryota; Metazoa; Nematoda; Enoplea; Dioctophymatida; Soboliphymatidae. The record is from the annotation of a GenBank genome assembly.